Messenger RNA from Desarmillaria tabescens, 1105 nucleotides. RefSeq lists its product as uncharacterized. The record is from RefSeq and is a predicted model, not a curated record. NCBI's taxonomy places the organism in Eukaryota, Fungi, Basidiomycota, Agaricomycetes, Agaricales, Physalacriaceae. The transcript is spliced from 5 exons. The coding region runs from base 21 to 728 and encodes 235 amino acids.
CUUCUAUCCAUCUUACGACCAUGUCUGUGUCUUCUGUUAAAGGGGCCAACACUUACUAUUACUUUCACUACACUUCGGGCAGUGACGUCCCAGUAGAGGCAAAUUUUGCGACUGAAGAGAAGAAUCAACGAAUUGAUAGGCAGCAAGCCCCAUCCAUGGAGGACAUUGCUCAAAUCAUGGAGAACCCAAAUUACUCCACCGACUAUCUUGUCGCUGACGCUCGGGGUCUCAUCAAAGAUUUCCAGAACUGUGGUCAUGCUGUCCCGACAUGGCUUUCUGUCUUGGAUGGCAGUCUCGUUUCCGUAUUAUCUGCCAUGCUGGAUUGUGCGCCUAGUGAUCGUGGCCUGCGAUAUGUUAGCUCCGCUAUCUGCGCUUGCAAGUCCGACAGAAUGUUUAACCGCAUCAUGCAAUUGAGCUUAGUGUGGUUUGCACAUUUCUUGUGGCCCUUCAAGGCUCUCAACUGGUAUGAAGAUCGUGAAGCCCAGUCGUGUGAUGCUCUUCGGGAGCAGGUGCUACUUCGACAAAAUCACCGGUGUGCCAUAUCAGGUCUUGCGAAAAUCGGACACGAGAAACCACCUUGGUGUGGUUUGAGAAUCAGUCGUAUUCUCCAUACCCCAAUUAUAGGCUCUGAGAAGACUGAUUUCUUCGGGACAAUGACACGGGAGAUAAUCAAGAAUUAUAUCAACCCGGUGGUGAACCUGGACUACUCUGGUGGAUGGGGCCCCUAAUGCCAUCGCCCUGCAGCACUGACAUGAGUGUAUUCUUCAACAGUUUCUUGUUCUCACUCAAGCCAAUGACGAAUGCCAAUGAAUACCAUGCCGAGAUGUAUGGGGUACAUACAUGGCUCGUGCCCAUAAAAAGCCCUAUCGUCUUCGAGGGGGAUGCACCGCCCGACCCAGGAUACCUCCAUCUACAUGCAUAUGUGACAGAUGUGCUCCAACAAAGUGGUGCGGGGAAGGUCAUUGAUAGGAUUCUUAAAUGUCUCCCUACAUGGAUGUGCCCGACGGAUAUAAUUGACCUUCAGGGAGUCUUGGACAUGCUUAACCUUCGUUAUUCGCUGGUAACAGCUUUGAAUUUACCUGCGUACGGUGAUAUUCUUUUUUAA